AUGCUGGCUACCCUGGAGACGGUGAGAGUGAGUUUAUUUUAUACCUCAAGAGAGUGUGUUUUCUAUUGUAAAAAGGGUCAGGGUGGUCCGUUUCUGCUUCUGAUUCUGGAUCCUUCUAUCAUCCUUCUGCCAAACUAGACUGACUGACGGACUCACAACUUCAUUUGGUUGACUAAUAGACUGACUGACAGACUGACAACUUCAUUUGGUUGACUAAUAGACUGACUGACAGACUGACAACUCUGUUUUACGCAGCUAGAAUAAUUAUAAAUAUUUCCAAACAGUAAGUCUUUAUUGUCUGUGUGAGAGGGACCAACACUUGCAUAUAUUUGCUAGUCAAAGCAGACAGCGGGGUCAAAGGUAUGUGUGUGUCUGUGUGUCUGUUUGUAUGUAUAUGUGUGUGUGUGUCUGUGUGUGUGUAUGUACAUUUACAUUUUAGUCAUUUAGCAGACGCUCUUAUCCAGAGCGACUUACAGGAGCAAUUAGGGUUAAGUGCCUUGCUCAAGGGCACAGCAACAGAUUUUUCACCUAGUCGGCUCGGGGAUUAGAACCAGCUACCUUUCGGUUACUGGCACUACGCUCUUAACCACUAAGCUACCUGCCGCCCCUGUAUGUAUGUAUGUGUGUGUGUGUGUGUGUGUGUCUGUGUGUAUGUAUGUGUGUGUGUGUGUGUGUGUGUGUGUGUGUCUGUGUGUUUGUAUGUGUGUGUGUGUGUGUGUGUGUGUGUGUGUGUGUCUGUGUGUGUGUAUGAAUGUGUGUGUGUCUGUGUGUAUGUAUGUGUGUGUGUGUCUGUGUGUGUGUGUAUGUAUGUGUGUGUGUGUCUGUGUCUGUGUGUGCGUAUGUAUGUGUGUGUGUGUGUUUCUGUGUGUAUGUAUGUGUGUGUGUGUGUGUGUGUGUGUGUGUGUGUGUGUGUGUGUCUGUGUCUGUGUCUGUGUCUGUGUCUGUGUCUGUGUCUGUGUCUGUGUCUGUGUGUUUCUGUGUGUGUGUGUGUGUGUGUGUGUGUGUGUGUGUGUGUGUGUGUGUGUGUGUGUGUGUGUGUGUGUGUGUGUGUGUGUGUGUGUGUGUGUGUGUGUGUGUGUGUGAGAGAGAGAUUGUGUAGUCAAAGUAGCGAGCACGCUGUUGUGCGUCUUCAGAACAACAACAAACUGCCAGUCAUUAUUUACAGAACACUACCGACAGGUUCUGGUCCAUAAACUACUAUUAAAUAUAUACUACUAUGUAUUACUAAACAAUAACUACAGAACACUACCGACAGAACUUUUACAAGAGAGACCAGGGCCUGUAUUCACUGAAGUGUCUCAGAGUAGGAGUUAUUUGAUAUUGGAGAAGGAAUCCCCUGAAAAGUGUCUUGUCAGUUAUAGAAUACAUAAAGCAGGCAGUGAUGGGAGGAAAUAUCACAUGCUGAAGUGAUCCCCAUUCUUACAGUUCUUGUUGCAGUCAUUGUUGCAGUCCUUGAAGUUAUAUUCCAGUGAUUGUGUUCUGAGUUUUUUUUUUUGAGCUAGAAGAUGUAUAUAAACACAGAGUGUAUAAAACAUUAGGAACAUUAGGACAGAGAUUGACCAGGUGAAUCCAGGUCAAAGCUAAGAUUCCUCAUUGAUGUCACCUGUUAAAUCCACUUCAGUGUAGAUGAAGGGGAGGAGACAGGUUAAAGAAGGAUUUUUAAGCCUUGAGACAAUUGAGACAUGGAUUGUGUAUGUGUGCCAUUCAGAGGGUGAAUGGGCAAGACAAAAUAUUGAAGUGUCUUUGAACGGGGCAUGGUAGUAGGUGCCAGGCGCACUAGUUUGAGUGUGUCAAGAACUGCAACGCUGCUGGGUUUUUCACGCUCAACAGUUUCCCGUGUGUGUCUAGAAUGGUCCACCACCCAAAGGACAUCCAGCCAACUUGACACAACUGUGGGAAGCAUUGGAGUCACCUUGAACGCUUUCGACACCUUGUGGAGUCCAUGCCCCAACGAAUUGUUCUGAGGGCAAAAAGGGGUCCAACUCAAUAUUAUAUAUAUAUAUAUAUACACAGUAUGUAUACGCUGACCAUACUGUCUCCUCUCCUCCAGAUGGGUUAUAUCCCAGGCUGGUCCGGUCCUGCCCAGACCCCAGUAGAGGUGGACCUGGAGGUCAUAGAGGAGUACCUGAAGGAACACUCCUUGGACGUCCAACACACUCACACUCCUCCUACGCCCCCUGCCACGCCCGCUCAGCUAACACACACACACUCAAACCAACACCACGAGACCAGCAUCAUAGGUGAGUGUGUGUGAGUUGAAUGAUUGAUUGAGUGGUUAAUUUACUUAAUUGAACGACUGAUUUAUACAGUUGUUGAUUGCCUUUUUUGAUUGAUGAAUAAACUGAUUGCCUGAUUGAUUGGUUGAUUAUUUGAUAAAUUGAUUACCUGAUUGCCUGAUUGGUUAAUUAGUUGAUUUAUUGAUUGAUGUAUUGUCUCUCCAGAGAACAGCUGGUCUGGUCAGUAUGCGUAUGAGUGGCAUUAUGACUCUAAUACUCCUAAUAAGGAAUAUGAAGAACAGGCUCCGCCCACAGAAUGGCCUAGUCCUCAUGGCAACCACUGGGUGAGUACUAUGAACAAUACCCUCUCACACUGUAGGAGCCAUAAUGCAGAAAGUAGCAUUUAGCUAUUUUAAGUUAUUACAAUACAAUUAUUAUUUAUGUAUAUUUGCACAUUUGUAUAAUGUUAAUAUUUAGAACAUUCCAUUAUGGAGAUUUGUAAAGGAAAACCUGCGUGAUGUCAUUUGCCUGACGUUAUUGCUUAGCUCAUUAGGCACGAAGAAGUCGAUGGAGCAAUAUCGUUUUUGACCGUGUUAAAUUCAUUUUCUUUGUAAACUUUUCAUUACUAUAUCAAAGGUCAAACGGAGAAGCUUUUGAAUGUUUUUAUUGGCGUCAGACUCACUGCUUUUUACAUUGACUACUGUGGUGACUACUGAGGUGACUACUGUGGUGACUACUGUGGUGACUACUGUGUGACUACUGAGGUGACUACUGUGGCGACUACUGAGGUGACUACUGUGGCGACUACUGAGGCGACUACUGAGGUGACUACUGUGGCUACUACUGAGGUGACUACUGAGGUGACUACUGUGGUGACUACUGAGGUGACUACUGAGGUGACUACUGUGGUGACUACUUAGGCGACUACUGUGGCGACUACUGAGGUGACUACUGAGGUGACUACUGUGGUGACUACUGAGGUGACUACUGUGGUGACAACUGUGGUGACUACUGAGGUGACUACUGUGGUGACUACCGAGGUAACUACUGUGGUGACUACUGAGGUGACUACUGUGGCGACUACUGAGGCGACUACUGAGGUGACUACCGAGGUGACUACUGAGGUGACUACCGAGGUGACUACUGAGGUGACUACUGUGGUGACUACUGAUGGUGACUACUGUGGUGACUACUGAGGUGACUACUGUGGUGACUACUGUGACGACUACUGAGGUGACUACUGUGGUGACUACUGUGGUGACUACUGAGGUGACUACUGAGGUGACUACUGUGGUGACUACUGAGGUGACUACUGAGGUGACUACUGUGGCGACUACUGAGGUGACUACUGUGGUGACUACUGUGGUGACUACUGAGGUGACUACUGUGGUGACUACUGUGGUGACUCCUGAAGAAGGCUACUCCACUACACACAUACAACAUGACUACUACUGCUACAUGUUUACUACACACAUACAACACUACACGUUUACUACACGUUUACUACAUGUUUACUAAACACAAUACUACACGUUAAUAAGGAAAGAGGUUGACCGGAAACAGCUGUGGUUAAAUCUAAUGACGUACGUCAGACUCAUAUUUCAACUGUCUUACUGAGAGGAGUGUGUGUGUUUCAGGAGCACAGCACCUAUUCCUACGAGACGACUCCCUGCAGUGAGUCUGACUCCACCAGCUCGAUCUGUCUGGACUACCCUCCGUCCUCCCCUACCUGCCCCCUCCCCUGCCCCCCUGCUGACAGGAGAAACAGGAAGACUAGCGACAUACUGCCCUUCACGUCCCUCUCAGGUAACACCACUACACACUCCCACACACCACUACACACACACUCACCCACACCACUGCAUAUACUGACACCACAACACACAAUGACACCACUACACACAUUGACACCACUACACACAUUGACACCACAACACACACUGACACCACUACACACACUGACACCACAACACACUGACACCACAACACACACUGACACCACAACACCUACUGACACCACAACACACACUGACACCACUACAUACUGACACUACUACAGACUGACACCACUACAUACUGACACCACUACAGACUGACACCACUACAUACUGACACCACUACAUACUGACACCACUACAGACUGACACCACUACAGACUGACACCACUACAUACUGACACCACUACAUACUGACACCACUACAGACUGACACCACACCACACCACACACUGACACCACAACACCACAUCCUUACUCACCAGUGACCCCUGUCUCUCACUCUUCUAUCAGACCCACGUCCCAUCCAGCCACCCACACACCAACCCUAAUAACGAAGAAACACUAAUAAAUAAUGAUGUACUUACUUCCUGUUUCCUACCCCCGCGCACUGACAGGAAAGAGGAAGGAGCGUCUGUUUCCACUUCCUGUUUGAGAUGCUUCAGACUCCCUCCAUGCGGAGCUGCAUCUGGUGGGUCCAGUCGUCCUCCGGCAUGUUCCAGUUCUCCUCCCAGAACAAAGAGCGUCUGGCCCAGCUGUGGGGCCGCAGGAAGGGCAACCGCAAGACCAUGACGUACCAGAAGAUGGCACGAGCUCUCAGGAACUACAGCCGAACAGGAGAGAUCUGUAAAGUGAAGAGGAAGCUGACAUACCAGUUCAGUGAGGGAACACUGAGGGGGCUGCAGGGAGCAUGUUAGGGAGGGCGAGUAGGAGGAACACAUGCUAGCACAGUUACCUGGCAGGACACAAAGAUAAAUACUGAGUAUUUGUAGGAGGAAGUGGAAGAGAAGGAGGAG
Molecule: messenger RNA, 5007 nt
Organism: Coregonus sp. 'balchen'
Lineage: Eukaryota; Metazoa; Chordata; Actinopteri; Salmoniformes; Salmonidae
Source: the annotation of a GenBank genome assembly